AUGAACGUCCAAGUUAAUACAAAUGAUCAACUGAAUGAAACGUUACAAUCAUUUUGGAAUUUAGAGUCUAUCGGAAUUAAGUCUGAUGAUAUGCCAUUGUUAAAUAAAACUGAAGAAACUGUUUUGAACAAUUUUAAGGAAUCGUUGACCUUUAAGGACGGACGUUAUGAAGUUUCCAUACCUUGGAAAGAAAACCAAGUGACAUUGAAGAGCAAUUAUAUUCAAGCAGAAAGAAGGCUGUAUAGUUUGGAGAAAAGGCUUCUUGAAGACCCAUUGAAA
This is a messenger RNA of Paramuricea clavata, 279 nucleotides long. The record is from the annotation of a GenBank genome assembly. Lineage: Eukaryota; Metazoa; Cnidaria; Anthozoa; Malacalcyonacea; Plexauridae.